Penicillium expansum is the source of this 987-nucleotide messenger RNA. RefSeq lists its product as uncharacterized. The record is from RefSeq and is a predicted model, not a curated record. The transcript is spliced from 2 exons. Bases 1 to 987 code for a protein of 328 amino acids. NCBI's taxonomy places the organism in Eukaryota, Fungi, Ascomycota, Eurotiomycetes, Eurotiales, Aspergillaceae.
AUGUCGAACUCGGCAAUCUUCUACCCAGCGGAGUCGCAUAGUGGUACUGUCACAUCUUAUGUCCCGCUAACAACAACAUGGACGCCGCCCUCGGGAUGUUCCACCAAAUACCGUCUUGAUGGGCCGAGCUUAGUGGCGUUUGACCCCGCGUACGGUCUCGACGUGGAAACUGGCAUAGUUUGUGGGCCACCAGCCAUGACAACAUGGUGGGAGCAAGGGCUUCUAGGCGAUGGUGGCUCGCAUAAGACACGGCUUAGCAUCGGGCCCAUGUCAUGCCCCGAGGAUUGGUCCACGCUCGCCUCUUCCACAAAAGAUUCGUCCAGUGUUUUGGAGAUGUGCUGUCCAUCGGGUUUCUAUCUUGCAGAUGCUAUUCCCGGUUCUGUUGCUGGAAACUGCCUAUCAGACGUUUCUUCGGGCAUGACUCUUACUUACGGAUCCACUGCAAGUGAUGACUCUACCUCGUGGUCAAUGGCUACAACAACCAUGACCUCCAGCUCGACUGUCGGUGCAAUUGCCAUUGUAGGUUGGAACAUUAAAUACCCCACGACUGCUACCUCUACUUCUAUAACCUCGACGCCAUCCUUGACCACGCAAUCCUUGGCCACACAAUCAUCUUCAACAACCACAACCACGACCCCGGCCGCUUCUCCAAGUCUCUCUGUCUCCAGCUCAAACUCUGAAAGUAGCCUUACUACUGGAGCAAAGGCUGGAAUUGGCAUCGGCAUCGGUGUGGGUGCGAUAGGUGUGAUCGUAUUGCUGAUUGCCUUGUACCUCUUCCGUAAGCGGAAGGAGAGAGCAGCAAUGGAGCCCGCACAGAACCUAUAUCAUCACUCACAGCCCCCAGUUAUGUCCAUAUCCGAAGCACCAUACCAGCAACAAUAUCAUGCUGAAUUGGAUGCGGCUAACUUACGCCCUGGUCAGGGUGGCAAUUCACCGGCAGAACUCUCAUCACAAAAUUACGCUUUAAGAAGAAGUGGUGUUCCAUAG